Messenger RNA from Perca fluviatilis (European perch), 1917 nucleotides. RefSeq names its product exonuclease 3'-5' domain containing 1 (gene exd1). The record is from RefSeq and is a predicted model, not a curated record. The transcript is spliced from 11 exons. Gene Ontology annotation, molecular function: 3'-5' exonuclease activity; nucleic acid binding. Bases 1 to 1701 code for a protein of 566 amino acids. NCBI's taxonomy places the organism in Eukaryota, Metazoa, Chordata, Actinopteri, Perciformes, Percidae. Gene Ontology annotation, biological process: nucleobase-containing compound metabolic process.
AUGGUUGUGGACGACGUUCAGUUCCUGAAUACCCUCAAGGGAAAACGCAUCAAACUUACCCUUAAGACUUCAUCUUACCUCGGCGUCGUCCAACGUAUCACUUCUAACAAGACACUGAUUUUGGCGGACGUUGUUCGUGGCAGUAAUGGCUUCAAAUGUCCUGGCUCAAAAAUGUUCUUCGGGCAUGAAAUUCUGAAUGUGGAGUUUACCAAUGAAGCAAACACUACCAUUGGAAAUAUUCAUGACCACCGAUUUGAAGAGCAUUUGAAUGUGGAAAAGUUUCAGCCAUACAGGAAGACAAUCACAUUUGAUGGUGAUGAAGAUGAAGAGGAGUACAUCAACUUUGUAGUCAUUGAUGAGUUUCAUGAGAAGUUUGUGUCUGCUGUAAUGCACAUCAAGAAGCAGCAUGUGAUAGGUGUGGGCGCUGAUGGAGUCGAGGUAUUUAAGCAUGGGAGACUGUGUUGGCUGCAGGUUGCCACUAAAAGCAAGGUAUACCUGUUUGAUAUUCUCUUACUUGGAGCUCGGGCCUUUAAAAACGGUCUUUCCAUGAUCCUGGAAAGUAAACGCAUACUGAAGGUCAUUCAUGACUGCAGAGCCAUUGCUGGAUGUCUGAUUGCUCAGUUUGGAGUAAAGCUAACCAACGUCUUUGAUACGCAGGUGGCAGAUGUCAUGUGCUUCUACUCCGAGACAGGAGGUCUCCUUCCCGACAGAGUCAGUACUCUGCAGGAGGUGGUGAGUCUCCAUCUGAAGGUGCCCUCCUCACAGCUUCUGUCCCUUCAGAUGAUGUCCCAGCUCACCAAGGAAGAACUGGAGAUGUGGUGCAAGCGUCCCUGUCCUGGACCCCUGCUUAAGGUGAUGGCUCUGUCAGUGAUCCAUCUUCAGCCUCUCAGACUGGUGCUGCUGGAUACUGUCAUGACAGACUACAUGGCCUUGGUGGAUUCAUACCUCAACAGCAGCCACUACCAACCUGAUGAAUUGGAGCAUGUUAGCAUGGAGAGUGUGUUGGAGCUGCCCAGAGAGCUCAGGCAGCUGGAGCAAAUGCGUCGUGAGCGGCAGAAGCGGGCUGUAGACCACUACCCUGUCACAGAGGAAGGUCUGCUGGCACGCUUCAACCCCCGAACUCAGACUCCAUCCCAGCCCUCACUUGUAACAGAGGAGCACGGCCAGACACAGGUAGAAUCCGUUGAACCUGCAAAUGUGGAAUCCCCUUCACAAGUUGACCCUUUCCUUCACAAGCUGCCCACGAGCCCUCCAAGAGUCAACAAUGUUUUGUCUGAGGAUGUCCAUGCCUCCCCUGACCCUGCAGCCACUGUAUCAGACCUCAGGAAACAAAUGGCUGUUACCAGUCCCCUGACACUUGGUGUAGGCAGAGGGCACACAGAGGUACUGAUGGACCCAAUAGGAAGAGGAAGUCCCUUUGGGAAAGAGCAGUCAUCCAUCCCUGCCAUACCUGCCAUAGGAAGAGGCUUCCUUCUCCAAAUAUCACAAGAUCAGAUCCCCAGAGAGAUAACUCCUGGUAGGAUGGGGGCGGCUACUUCGUGCCCCAACCAUACACUUGCCCAAGAAGUGACGUCCCAUCCUGGCCCCAGUGUUCAUGACCUGCCAAAGGACACUUUUGGCAUGACAGGAGAACAAUUCAGAUCGACACCCAAGUCCAUCCCAUCUUCACUCAUGCAGUCAUUUGUGUCUUUCAGAUACUAAAGGAAGUGUUAAAGCUAUAUAAGAACAUUUAUUACUGAUGUUUGCGGUUCCAUGUUUGUGAUUUCUGACCAGUAGAUGGCAGUAAAUAUUGUUUUGUGCAAAGGUUUGUUUGAUGCCAGGUGUUUGUGAAAAGACUUUAUAUAGGGAAAAAAAUAAAAGAUUCAGUUGUUUGGAUGUUUAAUACCAGUUAAAUAAAAUAUAUUUGUAUUAUUUGCA